This is a messenger RNA of Rhagoletis pomonella (apple maggot), 1246 nucleotides long. RefSeq lists its product as uncharacterized. The record is from RefSeq and is a predicted model, not a curated record. NCBI's taxonomy places the organism in Eukaryota, Metazoa, Arthropoda, Insecta, Diptera, Tephritidae.
CAAUAGUGUUCAUUUACGGGAUUUUUUCUCUUUUGUUGUUUCAUUCUUAUCGAAACAUGGCAACAAUGUUUUGCAGCUGUCAAUAUCAUGUCAAUUUCAUUUUCUCAAUUGACUGCCGGCGUCUUAAAUUUAUAAAUAUUUUAAACUACAUAUGUAAAUAGUAUAAAGAUGGAAAAUAAUAAAAAAAACUAAAGCUACUUGGUUACCAGCAGCGGAUGACGCCUUCGUUGAUUUGUGGGAGGAAAAAGCAAGCAACCUACGCGGUCCGCGAAAGAAUUCGCACAUUUAUGCGGAAAUGGCGCAGUCGCUGGCAGCUUUCGCGGCCGGAAUCCGCCCAAUUGAUGUGAAAUAUAAAAUACAUUAUUUUACUAUGAAAUAUACAAAAUGCAAAGCAGGCCAAGGAACAGGGUGCUCUCCUGCUACUUGGAAGCAUUAUGAAAGAGUGCAUCGCAUUAUAGGAAACGACCGAAUAAAUAAUGUUGAUGCUGUCGUGGUGGAUAGUAUAACAGCAAUGCCGCCUACGUCGCCAAUUUCGCCUUCAUGCUCUUCACUUCCAGUUGAUUCGUCCCCUACAUUUUCGGCAUCAUCGUUUCCAGCCCUCAGCGAAGUCUCCACACCUGCAACAAAAAUAAAAAAUCAGAAAAUAAGCGAGUUAAACGAAACCAUUAAAACAGCCAUGGCAGAAAACAAUAAAUUAACUGCAGACCUGAUUGAAAUUGAGAAGAAGAAGGUAGCUGCAAUCGAGAUAUUGUCCCAAAGCGUCGUUAGCUUCUUGGAGCGAAACCAAUUAAAAAUCGCCGGUGCACUCAUAGUGUCUUCAUAUGUAUCAAGGUGUAUUUCACAAGGUGGUGUUGGGGUGGCAGCUGAAUUUUUCGCCUUGGAAAGCAUUACGCCAAAAUGAUGGGUUUGUUGUAAUUCAUACCAAUGACAGUAUGAAUUUCUGCGUAUAAUUUGUUAGUGUAAUUUUUUAAUUAUAUACGGCUAACACCACCUUGUUAAAUACACCUUGAUAUGUAUAUUAUUUUAGUUAACUAAAAACCCGAUCUCUUUGGCUUUCAUGAAUGAAAGCAAAUUUUAUAUACAGUUGCGGAUAGUAGCAAAAUUCAAAAUAAUAUUGUAUUGUAUCCCGUUCAAUUUUAGUACAAAAAAGUGCUAGUUUCAGCAUUUCGUUCAUGCGUUAUAUGGAAGAAUUAUAUGUACACUGGCAAUCAAAAGUGAGUACAUAGUGUUUUGUGUUUAAUAUUAA